This is a messenger RNA of Corticium candelabrum, 555 nucleotides long. RefSeq lists its product as uncharacterized. The record is from RefSeq and is a predicted model, not a curated record. The coding region runs from base 17 to 343 and encodes 108 amino acids. Gene Ontology annotation, biological process: signal transduction. Gene Ontology annotation, molecular function: protein binding. Lineage: Eukaryota; Metazoa; Porifera; Homoscleromorpha; Homosclerophorida; Plakinidae. The transcript has 2 exons.
UUCUUCAGUGUCUGUUAUGAAGAGGAGGAGCUUGUCAAGUUACAGAUCUGAAAAAUUAGAUUUACAAGCAAUUGUGUCUGAUGUACAGUUUCUUGAGGUUGGCAAGGCUGUCAGAAGUCAUUGGUAUGAGAUUGGUAUUCGUCUUGGAGUCGACAUAGAAGAGUUGUCUGAUUGUCAAGAACGUUUCCCUCGUAACUUGGCUGCUCGCCUCGUACAUGUCUUCUCACUGUGGAGAAAACGAGUGCACAAAGCAACUCUUGCAAUACUCCUGGAAGCAUGCAGACAAGUAGGUGUGGGUGCAGCAGCAGAGAAAGCAGUGAAGAAGGCACAAAAAUCAAAGUGAAAUUGGAUAGAAUUACUAAGUUUGACAUUUUUAUUUAUAUUUGUUUACUGAUACAGGAAUUUGGUAAAAGUCACGUGACAAUGCGUCAAGCGUUCACUCAAAGGGGUUUCACUUCUUGCAUAAUUAACAUUGUAUCAUACACCGUUUUCUGAUACUCACAUUAAAAGAUGUAUAGUAUGUUAAAACAUUACAACAAGCACUCAAUUAAUUCA